Molecule: messenger RNA, 1037 nt
Organism: Cebus imitator (Panamanian white-faced capuchin)
Lineage: Eukaryota; Metazoa; Chordata; Mammalia; Primates; Cebidae
Gene: RTP4
Product: receptor transporter protein 4
Exons: 2
Coding region: 91-828 (245 amino acids)
Biological process (GO): detection of chemical stimulus involved in sensory perception of bitter taste; protein insertion into membrane; protein targeting to membrane
Cellular component (GO): cytoplasm
Molecular function (GO): olfactory receptor binding
Source: RefSeq, a predicted model, not a curated record
ACUGAACUGAAUACCGAAACUGAAACUGUUUUUCUCUUCCUGGCAAUCGAGCAAACCUGAAAGCUACUCUCUGAGCUUCAGAGGGAAAAAAUGACUAUAGAUAUCUGGACUUGGGAGCAGACAUUUCAAGAACUAAUCCAAGAGGCAAAACCCUGGGCCACAUGGACGCUGAAGCUGGAUGGGAACCUUCAGCUAGACUGCCCAGCACAAGGGUGGAAGCAAUACCAACAGAGAGCAUUUGGCUGGUUCCGGUGUUCCUCCUGCCAGCGGAGUUGGGCUUCUGCCCAAGUGAAGAUUCUGUGCCACACAUGUUGGAACCACUGGACAUCACAGGGCCAGGUGCAUGUGAGGGUCUUUGGCCAAAGGUGCCAGAAGUGCACCUGGUCCCAAUAUGAGAUUCCGGAGUUCUCCUCGGAUAGCACCACGAGGAUUCUGAGCAACCUGGUGCAGCAUAUAUUGGAGAAAUACUACAGAAAUGGCGUGAGGAAGUCUUCAGAAAUGCCAGUAAUCCCGGAAGUGCCCCUGGAUGGGUCCCAUGACACAGCCAAUUGUGAGGCAUGUACUCUGGGCGUCUGUGGUCAGGGCUUAAAAAGCUACAUGACAAAGCCAUCCAAAUCCCCACUCUGCCACCUAAAUAUUCGGAGUUCCUCACCUGGAGUUGGUGUGUACAUCCCAAACCAAGCCAAGAACCCGUUAGCUGGGGCAAAGGAGGCUAAGGGGAGUCAGUAUGAGAAAUCAGGGCCCAGUGAUGGCUCAGAUCCAUCGGUCAUCUUUGUCAUUAUUCUGCUGUUUGUCUUUAUUGUAGUCAAAUGCUUUACAUCAGAAUGAUGGAAAUAGGCUUGCCACUUCUCUGGUUUUAAUUCUAUGGAAACCAAUGAACUGGCUGCCAUUUCAAUAUGACUGAGAAUUCACUGUGAGACUAAGCAGGAUCAAGUUUGUAGAUAAACACUGGUUUCCUAGAUAUUCUCUGAAAAUCAUGUAAAACAUGACCAAGUACAUGAUGGAUUUAGUAAUAAAUAUUAUUGGAUUUCUAAAAA